Messenger RNA from Carassius auratus (goldfish), 1364 nucleotides. Its product is annotated as mucin-13-like. The transcript is spliced from 5 exons. The record is from RefSeq and is a predicted model, not a curated record. The coding region runs from base 8 to 331 and encodes 107 amino acids. Lineage: Eukaryota; Metazoa; Chordata; Actinopteri; Cypriniformes; Cyprinidae.
UCUUUCUAUGAUUCUGUCUAUUUACUAUUUACUAAUUAUUUUCACAGUUUGCCCUAGUGGCUACAAAGCGGAGAACAACACCUGUGUUCGAUGUCCAUUUGGCUAUUCUGGAUUCAACUGUGAUGACUCCUCUUUGUUGGCUCUAGUGGUAGUGGCGUGUGUGUUAGGGGGAAUUCUGCUCAUUGUGAUUUUGGCUGUUCUCAUUUACAUCUGUGUGACUCGUUGCAAUAAGAAGUCAAGCAGCAAUUUUUCAACAGCCCGUACCCUGCUGAGGAGUUCCAGGCCGCGUGGCCCACUCAGGGCAUCACCCGUAUUCCACGUGUCAAUCUGACAUCUAAUUCCAGCAUUGAUGCCACUGGCAACAGUCUAGAGAUGUCUGAAGAGCCAGGAAAGAAAGACUACAGUAAUGGAUUGUCGGGCUCGUUUGACCUCACAACAGAUGGUAUGAGGACCUUUAAGGACAUAAACCCCACACGCUACUCUUAUCUGGUGGGUCAUGAAAACCCCUAUUUUAUACAUGGAGAUGAGAAGAGAUGAAGAAAACAGCAGAGAAAGCCAGUGGACAAGAAAAGAGUGCAGUAGCACCGUGAAUUAUUAAAAAGGCCUUGGAUCAAAAUGUUUCAUGAAUGUUAACGCUGUCAAAACCAUACAGCUGAUCACAGACUCAAAGUGCAUACACAAACAGCAUUUGAGAGAUACGUUUAUAUAUAUAUAUAUAUAUAUAUAUAAAUUUUACUGUUUUAAUUCCAAAUUUCUUUCACCCAGGAUAAAGUGCUCACUUCUUAAAAGUGCAUUGAUGAUUGGGUUUUCCUAGCACAAGCUUGAUAAACGUGUCCUGUGUAUUACAAUGUGAGAUGAAUGCUUAACCACUCGUCUUUUUUUCACUUCUUGUUUUGUCUGCACAUUUCAUAUUCAGAGUUUUGUUAUCAGACAGAGAUCAUUCAUGUAUUCUGUGGUUUUCAACACAAAAUAAUUUAUUAUAAAGGAUGUAAUAUUAAACCAUAUUUUGGCAUAUUUUAUUUAAAUUUCUCAUCUGUGGAAGCAAUAAGGUCAGAAUAUAUAAUGUAAUCCAGUAGUACUAAUGCAUCUGAUCUAUAUUCUGACAGUAACUGCACUUUGUAGGAGAGAACAUGCAAUGUCUGUUGUGUGUGUGUGUGUGUGUGUGUUUUAAGAUUUAUCUGUCAUGAAAGACAGAACUGGUACAUUCAGUUAUGCAUUUUUGGUUGAUAUCUCCUCCAAAGAAUUAAUUUAUUUUAUGCCAGGACAAUGCAUGCCACCAGAAAUUGAUCUCUGUGCCUGACUGUGAUGUUUUCUUUUGAAUAGGAGAAUUAUGCAAUGAUGAUGAGUAAACAACCAUGUGUCCU